Molecule: messenger RNA, 5842 nt
Organism: Corapipo altera (White-ruffed manakin)
Lineage: Eukaryota; Metazoa; Chordata; Aves; Passeriformes; Pipridae
Product: neurotrypsin-like
Exons: 16
Coding region: 2493-4961 (822 amino acids)
Biological process (GO): proteolysis
Cellular component (GO): membrane
Molecular function (GO): serine-type endopeptidase activity
Source: RefSeq, a predicted model, not a curated record
UUUACAGGAUUUAAGCAAAUCUGCUGGAAUUCCUUGAUCUUAUUCCUGUUCCUUACAGCUUCAAUAUUAUACCAGCCUUGGUAUGAUUGCUGUUAACUACCUCUCUUUUUAGGCUUUCACUGAAGAUCUCUGUGGAGGAAGCAUUAGUAUUUCAGCUGGUGUUGAUGAAUAGUAGUCCUGCCAGUUCAGGAGAAAUGGGUUGAAUUCCAGAGAGCCAAGAACAUUUUGGAAGAUGGUACUUCUUGUUCCAAAAUUCAAUCCAGAAUAAUCUGGAAAAAUCAAAACAGAAAGACUCUGUAGGGAAUCAUAGGCUUAUUUUAAUAGAAGUGUGCUUGUAUCAGGGUGAGAAGGUGAUUAGUAUUAAAUAGUGGACUUAGAUAUUUACAGCUACUUCAAAUUUGCCCAUACAAGGAAGUUGAGUAUCUAUUUUACCUUAUCUGUAGAUACAUUACCAAUCUAAACUGACGUGUUUAUAUUGGUAUAAUUUCCUUGUUUUUCUUCCUCUACCUUGGAGAGGGCCAUGUAGCCAUGAGAAGCUUUUGAGAAUCCUGAGGUACACCUCUCUCAAGAAAAUGUCAUUAUAUGUGCCAGAAAACCAGGGGAGUCUUGGCAAGAAGGAAUUAGUUCCAAAAGAAGACUCCCCACAGAGGAGACAACUGCAAACCCCACUAUAUCUGUCCACAGUUCAUCAUUCUUCCAAAAAUUGAAUACAGACUUAGACUUCUAUUGCUUUCAGUGCACUGGCCUGUGUUUCCUUUAAAACUACUUUAGCUAGGAAAUUACUUUAUCUAGGAAAACCUUGCUUUGAGAGGGAAGGAAAUUAGAAGUUACUGUGAGAGAAAUCCAGUGCAGGCUUUUGCUAGAGAUUUUGAGCCUAUGUGUCAGGGCUAAACAGUGAGUGUCUUCUGGGAGGGAGUUCUGAAGGAGCAUCAAUAACUUCUACUGCUGAUUAAGGAGCAAAUUGCUCUGAAUGCUAGUAGAUUUUCUGUUUGUGUCUCCAGUAUAUCCUUUCCUUGUGUUUUCACUGGAGUAAGUGGUUUUAAAUUCCAGCACAGUCCUGUAUUUUUAUUUGUUCCUUUUUUACCAGUGCUGCCUGAGAGUUACAGCGUGAUGUUGCAUCUAAGCUAUUUCCAUCCUCUGUUGCCCUUAUCGUCUGCCUCCCUCACUACAAGGAUAUAGGAGAUUUGCUCCUAAUUAACUGAGUGCAAUUCUUGGCCAAAUGCACUCCAGAAAGAUCUCCUUCCUACCACUCAGCAGCUCCUAUAAAAGAUCCAGCAGGUAGUGAAAUUUCCUUGCCUUUGAUGACUGUCUGAGGAUGAGGCAACACAAAACUGUCAAGUGAAGUGAGUAAUGGGCAAUAAGUGAAGGAGGAAAAAAGGCUUUUUGUCAAGCCAAUGGAUUUUUAGCAGCCCAUUCCUUGUUUUUAUGGUGAAGUCUUUGGAAGUGCUACUUAGCAGACUUGGCCAGAAGUGAGCUCAGUUCUUAAGGUGACCUUCAUGUUUCAUGCUAGAGUUAAUCCUUCCAAAAUCAGAAUAUAAGUAUAGGAAAUACCCAUUAGACUGAGCUGAGAAGAAGCACAGGGAAAUUUAAAAAAAAAUCUGAUGGGCCAAAUUCCCUUCUUAGAUUUAAUAGUGUUAAAAACUUGUAGCCUCAAACCCUAAUUCAGAUGAAAGAGCAGUAAGCUGAAAACACUACCCCCCUCCCAUGGGAUUGUUCAUGGUAAUACAAUAAUGAUCAACCCUCUGGAAAGCAUCCCAGCCAAUUGAGGGAAGAUAAAGCCCAAGGUCAAGGAGAAGCUUGAUGGAAAAGAUCUCUGGAGGCAAUACCCAUGGGGUAUUGGGAAGGCUGAAAAUUGGGAAUGCACCUUGGAGAAGGCUGUCCCACCUGUGGGUUUUCCAUGGGGAGAUCUGAAAGCUGCUUAACGUAAAGUUUUCUGGGUCCCAUUUACCUGGGUUCCAGUAUGAGGAGAGCUGACCUCGGGAAGCUGCAAGCAGGUAAUCGAGGAGGCAGCGGUGGGGGGAUAAAGUCCAGAUUCCUUCCAAGAAGUCUAAUCUCUGGCAAGUGUGCGCGCACACGCCGUUUCCUUCCCCGGUUGUUGCCGGGGGCUUUGCAGUAGGACGCAGCCCCAGCUCCUCGCCGUGCUGCAGCCUCUGUGCCGCGGGGAGAGGAGGAAGAGGCAGCUGCGGGAAGGAGGCAUUGCAGGAGAGGAGCGGGCGGCGGCCCGGGCGCUGGGGAGGCGGAGGCUGGCGCUGGGAGAAGCGCGUACCUGGAGCACGGGGGAGGCUGGGCAGAGGAGGGGACAGCGGGGAGCGGAGCGGGCUGAGGGUGCGCCCCACCGCCUGCGCUCCCUCCUCCCGCUUUCAGAUGCGCUAGAAAUGGAAAAGGCAUCCUGCUGCCCCCGGUGCGGAGUGGCUAGCGUGGGAAAGCAGAGCCCGGCAGCUGAACGAGAAUGUGAUGCUUGAGGAACCUUCUGCCCACUUUUUACAGGAGGGAUGGGGAUCUCCAAAAUACUCGGGCUCCUGGUGGAGCUCUCGAGUCUGCUAUCCUGUCUCAGAUGUGUGGAGGCUUUCCUGGGAUCCCAGCCCAACCAAAACCAUUUGCAGAGUGCAGCAUCCAGCGGCUGUGCUGUCGGACCCCUGGGCUAUUACAAUGGCUCGCUGGCGGUCACUGAGGCCGGGGCAGAGUGCCUCAACUGGGCAGAGUUCCCUGAUUAUGUCCAGCAGUACCCAGACCGUGGCCUGGGGGACCACAACCACUGCAGGAACCCAGAUGGGGGAACGACACCCUGGUGCUUCUACCGGCUCUCGUCAGGGGCCAUCGGCUGGUCCAACUGUGACUGUAACCAAGGUGCUGUGCGGUUGGCUGAAGAUAGUAGUGUGGAGCUGUACGUCAGUGGACUCUGGGGUACCAUCUGUGCUGACCACUGGACUGACUGGGAUGCCAGUGUUGUCUGCAGGCAACUAGGUCUCAGUGAGAUCGGCACAGCUGGGAAGAAAAGUCAUCCUGGACCAUGGCCUGUUCCCCUGCACCUACAGUCAGCAAACUGCCAUGGGGAUGAGAAAGCUCUGCUGCAGUGUGGCUAUCAGGAAGCUGUGUCAGGAGCUUGUAAACAGGGGAGUGCCACGGUAACUUGUGUUCCUCCAGAAGGUGUAGGUGCCCCACUGCGUAUUGUUGGGGGGAAGGAGAGCUUUGAAGGGCGAGUGGAGGUUUACCACGAUGGCAAGUGGGGCACCAUCUGUGACGACCAGUGGGACGACCGGGAUGCUGAAGUAGUCUGUAGACAGUUGGGACUCAGUGGGACCCCAAAAGCCUUGUCGUGGGCUCACUAUGGGCAGGGAUCUGGCCCAAUCCUGCUGGAUGAAGUGCAGUGCUCGGGCAAUGAACUCUCACUUGACCAGUGCAAGAAGAGUGACUGGGGACAGCAAAACUGUGACCACAUUGAAGAUGCUGGAGUCUCCUGUGACCCUUUCACAGAGGGCACUGUCAGGCUGGCUGGUGGCCGCAGCCCCAGUGAAGGCAGGGUAGAAGUUUAUUACAAUGGAGACUGGGGCACAGUUUGUGAUGAUGGCUGGACAGACCUCGGUGCCCAGGUGGUCUGCAGGCAGCUGGGCUUCAGUGGUCCUGCUGCCCUGGCCUCUGAAGGGGACUAUGCUGCUGGCCAAGGCUUUAUCUUACUGGAUGAUGUGGCAUGUGUGGGGACAGAGCUGUCCCUCCUGGACUGUCCCCACAGCAACUGGGGGCAGCAUGACUGCUCACACGCCGAAGAUCUGGGAGUCCGCUGUUCCCCAGAAAGCAACACAGUCAUGGAUGGCAGCCUGGGGCCUCCCAUACGGCUGGUGGAUGGAGAAAGCACCAAGGAGGGACGAGUUGAGGUGUUACUGAAUGGGCAGUGGGGCAGUGUCUGUGAUGAUGACUGGACGGACAGAGAUGCCACAGUGGUUUGCAGGCAACUGGGGUUCAGUGGUACCGCAAAAGCCAGAGCAAUGGCUUAUUUUGGCGAAGGCCAUGGGCCCAUCCAUCUGGACAACAUAGAAUGCAGUGGCACGGAGCACACCCUGGGGCAGUGUGCCAGGUCUGACACCACGAUUCACAGCUGCUGGCACAGUGAGGAUGCUGGUGUGAUCUGUGACUACGUGGAAGAGAAGGUCCAAGAUAUCAGAAGAACAGGUCCAGAGUCUGGUGUGUGUGGGAUGCGCCUUCUCCACCGUCGCAAGAAAAGGAUCAUAGGUGGAAACAAGUCUCCCAGAGGCGGUUGGCCAUGGCAGGCCUCACUUCGGCUGAAGGGUUUUCGUCGAGAUACUCGUCUGCUGUGUGGGGCAACACUGAUCAGCAGCUGCUGGGUGGUGACUGCAGCCCACUGCUUCAAAAGGUUCGGUGUUGAUGUGCGGCGCUACCUGCUGCGGGUGGGCGAUUACCACACAGGCGUGAAGGAUGAGUUUGAGAGGGAGCUGCCUGUGGAGCGGAUUGUCCUGCACAGGAACUACUGGGCUGGCAGCAAUGACAAUGACAUAGCCCUGGUCCGGGUGCGGGGCAGAGAAGGGCACUGUCUGUCCUUCAAUCGCCAUGUUCUGCCCGUCUGCCUGCCCGACAGGAAAGAGAGGUCUGACAUCAACAGGCAAGCCUGCAUCAUCUCCGGCUGGGGAGACACAGGGAAGUCCUAUUCAAGAACGCUGCUGCAGGGGGUGGUGCCUCUUCUCCCACGGGAAGACUGUGAGGUCCGCUACGGGCAGAAGUUCACUAACCGCAUGAUUUGUGCCGGGAACCUCUCUGAAGAUAAACGGGUGGACAGCUGUCAAGGGGACAGUGGAGGGCCACUCAUGUGUCAGAGGUCAAAUGGGCGCUGGAUCAUUUUGGGCAUCACUUCCUGGGGGUAUGGCUGUGGUCGGAAGGAUUCACCCGGUGUGUACACAAAGGUCAGCAAAUUUGUACCCUGGAUCAAGAGAGUGACCAAGCUAAAAUGAAAAUGACUGGGCUCUAGGAACUUCAGCCUAUGGUCCUUUUGCCCUGCAGCAGCAGAAGGCUGUGGCUUCUGGUUGUGACUGAUGGAGAUUUAUUUUGUCAUUGGACACUGGCAAAGGACUUUGAUGUAGAACUGGAAGAAAAGCAGUUAUGACUGAUGCUUUAAAGUCUUUGAUUUCGCUUUAGUCUGUAAUCUGUAAGCAGGGAAAGCAGGUGCACACUGGUAACAAUGAUAAGUAUACGUUGCCCUAAGUAUCUGAGUCAUGUAAUGCAGUGACACUUGUUCCUUUGCCCUGGCACACAGAAAUGGUAGAAGCAGAGAUACCUGCCACUGAAAAUCUAUUCCUGUUUGUAUGUUGGGACAGUUGAAAAAUGCUGCAAGGAGAGGUGAGAUGCUUGGAAGAUGGCACUGGGUGCUGGCAUAGUGGAAAUCUUCAGAUAUUUUUUCAUAACAGCUCUCUUCAAUUCCAGGAAUCAGAAGAUUUGAGCUGAGCUGGGGUUUUUUUCUUCGCUGUUAUGUCUCUAGGGGGAACCUUUUCUCUUCUGAAUAGUACGUCUGCUUCCAUAUGAUCCCUUUCAAGUGUCUGCCCCUGCUAAGAGAUGCUUACCUUUUCUGCUGUAAUCCUCUGCCACACAUUUCUAGCUGCCAGAUGCUAUGGUUUUAUUGCUGCUUUCUCACUAUAGUGGUUCUUUGUGUGUGUUUGUUUUCUUGCUUCCUUAAAGUAGCAUCUCCUAGUUGUUGGUGUGGGAGUAAAUCUUCAUUUUUAAGAGAGAGUAGCUUUCUUGCCCUUAUGAUUACUGUGAAGAACUUAAAAAUAUGACCUCAAGUAGCUGAAUAGACAUGUUAUUUUUCUUUAAAUCCAAAUGUAAUGUUAAUCUCAAA